AUGUCACUUUUUAGAGAUCAAUGAGAUAGUGCAGAUAUACACAGAUCUAGACUCCAGCAGACGAUGCGACAUUCAGACUGAAAAGAUUUGGAAGGCAAAAAAUGAAAACUGAUUGUUGAAUGAAAUAAAAAGCUAAGGUAACUUAAGAUUGUAGAACCAUGUUAACACUACCAUUUGAUGAGUCUGUUGUAAUGCCAGAAUCCCAGAUGUGUAGAAAGUUUCCCAGAGAAAGUGAUGACCAAAAGCAAAUGAAGAACACAGAAAGCUUUUCAAAGCAGAUCAUCCUCCGAGGAAAGAAUAUCAAAAGAUCUCCUGGACAAGACACAGAAAAAGAAGAGGAGGAAGAAGAGAGAGAAGAGGAGGAUGAGAAUGGCUUGCCAAGGCGAAGGGGCCUUAGGAAAAAAAAGACAAGCAAGAUAAGGAUGGAAAGAAUUAAAUUCAGGCGUCAAGAAGCCAAUGCUAGAGAGAGGAACCGUAUGCACGGCCUUAAUGAUGCUCUGGACAAUUUAAGGAAAGUUGUCCCAUGUUAUUCUAAAACACAAAAACUGUCGAAAAUAGAAACUUUAAGACUAGCUAAGAACUAUAUUUGGGCUCUUUCUGAAAUACUGCGAAUUGGGAAGAGACCUGACCUGCUCACCUUUGUCCAAAACUUGUGCAAGGGUCUGUCCCAGCCAACUACAAACUUGGUGGCAGGAUGCCUGCAGCUGAAUGCCCGAAGUUUCCUAAUGGGCCAGGCAGGUGAAGGUGCCCAUCAUACCCGCACGUCCUACUCCACCUUCUAUCCUCCCUACCACAGCCCGGAGCUUGGCACUCCCCCAGGGCAUGGGACUCUUGACAACUCUAAGUCCAUGAAACCAUACAACUACUGCAGCGCUUACGAGUCCUUCUAUGAAAGCACUUCCCCUGAUUGCGCCAGCCCACAGUUUGAAGGUCCCUUAAGUCCUCCCCCAAUUAACUAUAAUGGGAUAUUUUCCCUGAAGCAAGAGGAAAGCUUGGACUAUGGCAAAAAUUACAAUUAUGGCAUGCAUUACUGUGCAGUGCCACCCAGGGGUCCCCUUGGGCAGAGCUCGAUGUUCAGGUUGCCUACAGAGAGCCACUUCCCUUAUGACUUACAUCUGCGCAGCCAGUCUCUCACCAUGCAAGAUGAAUUGAAUGCAGUUUUUCAUAAUUAAUGAGGAAAAUGAAAAUAAACAGUGGUCAUUCACCUCCCCAUCUAAUUAAGAGCAAGCAGAUGCUUGGGCACUGCGUAAUUGGCACAAUUCUAUUUAAAAUGUUUACUAGUUCCUAAAGUGUGUUUCAACUAUUGUGAGGAUUUUCUAUGUAUUAAUAAACUCUUUUUAUUGUAUUUUUUCUGUAAUCACUGUGAGAAUAUGUUUCCUCCCAGAGGUUUUCUCCCUCCUUUUUAACUUUUUGUUUCCCUAUUUGUUUGAUUUGUUGAGCAGUGUGUUGAACAAUAUUACUGAAAUAAAAGCGUACACACUGUGUGAA
Messenger RNA from Passer domesticus (house sparrow), 1488 nucleotides. It is a transcript of the gene NEUROD6, whose product is annotated as neuronal differentiation 6. NCBI's taxonomy places the organism in Eukaryota, Metazoa, Chordata, Aves, Passeriformes, Passeridae. Gene Ontology annotation, biological process: axon development; sensory organ development; nervous system development. The coding region runs from base 159 to 1172 and encodes 337 amino acids. Gene Ontology annotation, cellular component: nucleus. Gene Ontology annotation, molecular function: E-box binding; DNA-binding transcription factor activity, RNA polymerase II-specific; protein dimerization activity. The record is from RefSeq and is a predicted model, not a curated record. The transcript is spliced from 2 exons.